GGGCCCAACAUUACUAGCAGCUGAGAGUGUGCGCGACGCAGAGUCAUCGGAGAUCGAUGGCCGGAGGCGGAGGAGACGAGGAGGUGACGCUGCUGGGCCACUGGGGGAGCGCGUACGUGACCCGGGUCCGGCUGGCACUGCAACUCAAGGGCGUGAGCUACUCUUACGUGGAGGAGGACCUGCGCAGCAAGAGCGACCUCCUCCUGCGCUGCAACCCCGUCCACCGCGCCGUGCCCAUCCUCAUCCACAACGGCCGCCCCGUCUGCGAGUCCCAGAUAAUCCUCCAGUACAUCGACGAGGCCUUCGGACCUCCCGCCCUCCUCCCCGCCGACCCGCACGAGCGCGCCAUCGCCCGGUUCUGGGCGGCCUACGCCGACGACGUGCUGGGGGCGCCGUGGGAGAAGGCGUACAGGGCCGGCACCGAGGAGGAGAGGGUCGGGUGGAUGAGGCAGGUGAUGGCGGCCACGGACGCGCUGGAGCAGGGGCUUAGCGAGUGCACCGACGGGGGCAGGAAGGGCUGCUUCUUCGGCGGCGAACGGGUCGGGUUCGUCGACGUCGUGCUCGGCGGCGUGGUGCCGCUGGUGCACGCCACCGUGGAGAUCUCCGGGGACAGGCUCUUCGGCGACGCCGGCAGGACGCCCCUGCUGGCCGCCUGGCUGCAGCGCUUCGGCGAGCUCGACGCCGCCAAGGCGCUCCUGCCGGACGUCGACAGGGUCGUGGACUACGUCAGGAUGAUACACGCCAAGAACGCCGCUGUCAAGGCUCCUGCGAAUUAAACCGGCAUGGUUACGUGGAUUCCCUCCGUCCCAAAAAAGUUCGAGCUCAACAAAACUAUUUAACUUCAGCUCACUUUAGGAUCAGCUCAAGCCCUAAAGGAGUCGAGCUCGACCUACAUGAAUAGUUUGAUCAAGCUCGUUGGAGGUGAUUUUGUCCAGCCGAGCUUAAGCUUUGUCGAAGUUAAUCUAGUACUAGAAGGGUUGGGCGCGAUUUGCUGGUGUUGUUGGGUUUCUUCAUAAAAUAUUAUGGCGGAAGCUAAGAUAGGGGUCGUCAUAUGACAUUGUAGACUAUUAUCUUUUUUUAAUAAAUUCACGUGUAGUCCUACUGCACGGUUCAAAAGAAAAA
Triticum aestivum (bread wheat) is the source of this 1122-nucleotide messenger RNA. Its product is annotated as probable glutathione S-transferase GSTU6. Gene Ontology annotation, molecular function: glutathione transferase activity. Gene Ontology annotation, cellular component: cytoplasm. Lineage: Eukaryota; Viridiplantae; Streptophyta; Magnoliopsida; Poales; Poaceae. The record is from RefSeq and is a predicted model, not a curated record. The transcript has a single exon. Bases 57 to 776 code for a protein of 239 amino acids. Gene Ontology annotation, biological process: glutathione metabolic process.